Molecule: messenger RNA, 7379 nt
Organism: Solea senegalensis (Senegalese sole)
Lineage: Eukaryota; Metazoa; Chordata; Actinopteri; Pleuronectiformes; Soleidae
Gene: ascc3
Product: activating signal cointegrator 1 complex subunit 3
Exons: 42
Coding region: 183-6761 (2192 amino acids)
Molecular function (GO): ATP binding; nucleic acid binding; ATP hydrolysis activity
Source: RefSeq, a predicted model, not a curated record
AGCAAGUAUCGGUCGUAACAACUACAAUACCCACAGUCUGUAGCGUCCACGUACGUAUCUUGUGUUGACAUCUGCCGGUAGGCUAACCCACAUGCGACUGACGUUCCAUUCUACUGGGCACUUUAAUAAGUCACAGAAGUAACCUGGAAAAGCAGUGUAUGAAUGAAAGCUUUUAAACAACGAUGUCUCCUCCAAGGCUCACGGGUGCACUGCGCUCCUUCUCCCAUGUCAGUAAAAAUGAGGAUUUCACAGAAAAACCCUACGAUCUCAAGACCAAACGUCUGAAGCGCCAGGAGCUGUUUGCCAGAGAGGGCUUGACUUGGCAGAAGAUUGUCCAUUUCUGCACUGAGCAUCAGGACAAAGCUAAACAGCAAGCUGCCAGUCAGGAACUGAAGAGCCUCCUUUUGGCAGCCAAACAGAUUGUGGGGUCUGAACAUGGUCAAGAGGCCAUUGAAAGUGCUGCUGUCUUUCUGUUUGAGACCUUCCACAACAAAGACCAUGUGGGCACAGAGGAGACCCGCACCAUUCGACAAAUGUUCGGCCCCUUUCCAUCAACUGCAGCUGAUGCCUCCUGUGACUGUGUUGUUCGGCUUCUGGCUCCACUGGAGAACUCCCGUGUUGAAGACUUUAUUCAGACCCACAGCUCCCAUCACAACCCCCAACGAGGCUCCACUUUUGGACGUAACAUUGCCUUCUCAUAUGACUGCUACGCAUUGGAUCCACUUGAGGACCUGCACUGCUCUGGCAUCAAUGAGGAUCAAGUGAGUCUAGACUUGAUCAACUUCCUCAACAACCAGCAGAGUGGGAGGAAGGCCACCAGUGAAGAAGCCUCAGGCAGAUCGUCCACCUCUGGAGAUGGAGCUGUCCUCAGAGCAGAGGUCGAGAAGUAUCUGAACAGGGGCAACAUGAGCUCAUCCAGCCCAGAGGAGCUGUGUACAUCCCUGUUUGAGAUGCUGGCUUCUCACAAGAGUGACGAUGAGCUGCAGAAUGAGCUGUUCGAGCUGCUGGGCCCAGAUGGGCUGGAGAUGAUCUCCACCCUCCUCCAGCGAAGGGUGGCUAUCGUCGACUCCCUCCUUGCUAUCCCACCUGAUAGGCUUGGCUUACCACCAGAUUUUAGCCAAAAAGCUGAAAUGACCAAGCCCAUCUAUGGGUGCCAGGUGACUAUUCAGUCAGAGCAAGAAAAACAGAUGAUGAAGAUGUACCGCAGGGAGGAGAAGAAGGAGAGGAAGAGAGGCAAAGGAACAGAUGACGGUGACUCCUCGGAUGCUGUUAUGACCUUCGACCCCAGAGAGAUGAGAACCCACCGGGAGCACGCCCUUCUGACUGCACGACGGGAUCCCAUACUGAGCAGAGAAAGAACCUACGAACGUAUUCAAUAUCCCAACGUAUACGACAUCUAUGCAGAGGCCUCAAAGAUGCCUGCAUUUGUUGGAGGAGCCAGGAUUCUGCUCCCUGAGGGCGUCCGCAGGGACAACAACAAGAUGUAUGAAGAGGUAGAGAUCCCACCCAAUGAACCCAUGCCAAUUGGCUUUGAGGAGAAGCCCGUCUACAUCUCUGAACUAGAUGAGAUUGCACAGUUGGUGUUCAAAGGGAUGAAGCGUCUGAACAGGAUCCAGUCGAUAGUCUUUGAGACGGCUUACAACACCAAUGAAAACCUUCUGAUCUGCGCUCCAACCGGUGCUGGCAAGACCAACAUCGCCAUGUUGACUGUUCUCCACGAGAUCCAUCAACACCUGCAGCCGGGUGGCGUCAUCAAGAAGGAUGAGUUCAAGAUAGUAUAUGUGGCUCCAAUGAAGGCCUUGGCAGCGGAGAUGACUAAUUACUUCAGUAAGCGUUUGGAGCCACUGGGCAUCACUGUUAAAGAGCUCACUGGAGACAUGCAGCUAACAAAAGGAGAGAUCCUAAGAACACAGAUGUUGGUGACUACUCCUGAGAAGUGGGAUGUUGUGACCAGGAAGAGUGUCGGAGAUGUUGCCCUCUCUCAGCUCGUGCGUCUCCUGAUCUUGGAUGAGGUCCACCUCCUCCAUGAAGAUCGAGGGCCAGUACUGGAGAGCCUGGUGGCCAGGACCAUCAGGCAGGUGGAGUCCACGCAGAGUAUGAUCCGGAUCUUGGGACUGUCAGCCACGCUGCCCAACUACCUGGAUGUGGCCUCCUUCCUUCAUGUGAACCCCUACAUUGGCCUCUUCUUCUUUGACAGUCGCUUCAGACCUGUGCCGCUUGGACAGACUUUCGUUGGCAUUAAAUCAAACAACAAGAUUCAGCAGCUUCAUGACACGGAGGAGGUUUGUUAUAACAAAGUCCUGGAGCAGGUUAAAGCUGGUCAUCAGGUGAUGGUGUUUGUCCACGCCCGUAAUGCCACAGUGAGGACGGCCAUGGGGCUGAUUGAGAUGGCAAAGAACCACGGAGAAAUUACAUUCUUUCAGUCUGACCAGGGUCCCGACUACGGCCAGUGUGAGAAACAGAUCCAGCGCUCCAGAAACAAGCAGAUGAAGGAAAUGUUCCCAGAAGGCUUUGGGAUCCAUCAUGCUGGCAUGCUGCGAUCUGACCGCAGUCUGAUGGAGAGUAUGUUCUCCAAAGGCCAUCUCAAGGUUCUGGUCAGCACUGCCACGCUGGCCUGGGGAGUGAACCUGCCGGCACAUGCAGUUAUCAUCAAGGGAACUCAGAUCUACGAUGCGAAGCGCGGCACCCUCGUGGAUCUUGGUAUCCUGGAUGUCAUGCAGAUUUUCGGGCGUGCAGGUCGCCCCCAGUUUGACAAGUAUGGCGAAGGCACCAUCAUCACCACCCAUGAAAAGCUGAGUCACUACCUCACCCUGCUGACUCAGCAGAACCCCAUUGAGAGUCAGUUUCUGGACAGUCUGGCUGACAACCUAAACGCUGAGGUUGCUUUGGGGACAGUCACCAAUGUAGAAGAGGCAGUAAAGUGGCUGAGUUAUACGUACUUCUAUGUUCGCAUGCGGGCCAACCCACUGGUAUAUGGCAUCAACCACAAGGCUUAUCAGAUGGAUCCCUCUUUGGAGCUGUACAGGAAGGAGCUGGUGUUGGAGGCUGGCAGGAAGUUGGAUAAGGCCCGGAUGAUCCGCUUUGAGGAGCGCACUGGCUACUUUGCCUCCACUGAUAUGGGCAGGACCGCCAGCCACUUUUACAUUAGAUACAACACCAUAGAGACGUUCAAUGAGCUUUUCGACUCUCAGAAGACAGAAGCCGAUAUCCUCAGUAUUGUGUCCAAGGCCGAGGAGUUUGAUCAGUUAAAGGUUCGCGAGGAGGAGCUGGAGGAGCUGGAGCAGUUGCUGUACGACAACUGUCACCUGCCCGCUGCAGGCGGCGUAGAGAACGGCUACGGCAAGGUCAACAUUCUGCUGCAGACGUACAUUGGCCGAGGGGAGGUCGACAGCUUCUCGCUCAUCUCGGACCUGUCGUAUGUGGCACAGAAUGCUGCUCGGAUCGUCAGGGCUUUGUUUGAGAUUGCUCUGAGGAAGCGGUGGCCGGCCAUGACCUACCGACUUCUCACCCUCUGUAAGGUGAUCGACAAGCGACUGUGGAACUUUGCCCACCCUCUUCGCCAGUUCCCCAGCUUGAGUCAUAUUGUGCUGAACCGCCUGGAAGAGAAGAAGCUCACUGUGGACAAACUGAAGGAAAUGAGAAAGGAUGAGAUCGGUCACAUGCUGCACCAUGUCAACGUCGGCUUGGCGGUCAAACAAUGCGUCCAUCAGAUUCCUUCAAUCACGAUGGAGGCCAGUAUUCAGCCGAUCACGCGCACCGUCCUGCGUAUCCGCCUCCUUGUGACGCCGGACUUUCGCUGGAAUGAUCAGGUCCAUGGGUCAGUGGGGGAGCCAUGGUGGUUAUGGGUAGAGGAUCCUAUCAACGAUCACAUCUACCACUCUGAGUACUUCCUGCUGCAGAAGAAACAGGUGGUGACAGGAGAGCCUCAGCACAUAGUGUUCACCAUCCCCAUCUUUGAGCCCUUGCCCUCACAGUACUACAUCAAGGCCGUGUCUGACCGUUGGCUUGGAGCUGAAUCUGUUUGCAUCAUCAACUUUCAGAGCCUCAUCUUACCAGAGAGACACCCUCCACACACUGAGCUGCUGGACCUGCAGCCGCUGCCGAUAACAGCUCUGGGUAACCCCCAGUAUGAGAGCCUGUAUAAGUUCACCCAUUACAACCCAAUCCAGACGCAGAUCUUCCACACACUGUAUCACACCGACACAAACGUCCUGCUGGGGGCGCCAACAGGCUCUGGAAAAACCAUUGCAGCGGAGAUGGCUAUGUUCCGAGUCUUCAACAAAUAUCCAACUGCUAAGGUGGUAUACAUCGCACCUCUGAAAGCUCUGGUUAGAGAGAGAAUUGAGGACUGGAAGAUCAGAAUUGAGGAAAAACUGGGAAGGAAAGUGGUGGAACUGACUGGUGACGUGACCCCGGAUAUGAAAUCCAUCGCACAGGCCGACCUCAUCGUCACCACUCCAGAGAAAUGGGAUGGAGUGAGCAGAAGCUGGCAGAAUCGAAGCUACGUUCAGAAAGUAGCCAUUCUCAUCAUAGACGAGAUUCACCUUCUGGGUGAAGACAGAGGUCCUGUGUUGGAGGUCAUUGUGUCCAGGACCAACUUCAUCUCCUCUCACACCUCUAAGUCUGUGCGAGUAGUCGGUCUGUCCACAGCUCUGGCCAAUGCUAGGGACCUCGCUGACUGGCUGGGAAUUGGACAGGUGGGUUUGUUUAACUUCCGUCCGUCUGUUCGCCCCGUACCGCUGGAAGUUCACAUCCAGGGUUUCCCAGGACAACACUACUGCCCCCGCAUGGCCAGCAUGAACAAGCCCACCUUCCAAGCAAUACGCAGCCAUUCUCCUGCCAAGCCAGUGCUGAUAUUUGUCUCAUCGCGCCGGCAAACUCGACUGACUGCCCUGGACCUUAUUGCCUACCUGGCCACAGAGGACAACCCUAAACAGUGGCUGCACCAGGACGAGAGAGAGAUUGAGGCCAUUAUCGCCACAGUUAGAGAUUCCAACCUGAAGUUAACGCUGGCCUUCGGGAUUGGCAUGCAUCACGCAGGUCUACAUGAAAGAGACCGGAAAACUGUGGAGGAGCUGUUCGUCAACUGCAAGAUCCAGGUUUUGAUUGCAACCAGUACUCUGGCCUGGGGAGUGAACUUCCCCGCUCACCUGGUGGUCGUGAAGGGAACUGAAUACUUUGAUGGUAAAACCAGACGCUACGUGGAUUACCCCAUUACAGAUGUUCUGCAGAUGAUGGGGCGAGCGGGUCGACCUCAGUUUGACGACCAAGGCAAAGCAGUCAUUCUCGUGCAUGACAUCAAGAAGGAUUUCUACAAGAAGUUCCUCUAUGAGCCGUUCCCUGUUGAAUCCAGCCUCCUCAGUGUGCUGUCAGACCAUCUGAAUGCUGAGAUUGCAGCAGGAACCAUCUCAUCUAAGCAGGAUGCAAUGGACUACAUCACCUGGACGUACUUCUUUAGACGGCUGGUGAUGAACCCCAGUUAUUACAGCCUUGAGGACAUAAGCCACGAGUCCAUGAACAAAUUCCUCUCCAACCUGGUGGAGAGGAGCCUGCGGGACCUGGAGUGUUCUUACUGCAUUGAGAUUAAAGAGGACGAUCGGACCAUUGAGCCGCUGACCUAUGGUCGCAUUUCCUCCUAUUACUACCUGAGGCACCAGACCAUCCGCAUGUUUAAAGAGCGGCUGAAGGCUGAGCUGUCCGUAGAAGAGCUGCUCUCCAUUCUGACGGAUGCAGAGGAGUAUGCCGAGUUACCCGUACGACACAAUGAGGAUCAGCUCAACAGCCAGUUGGCCCAGCAGCUACCAGUGCAGGUCAACCCCCACUCCUAUGACAGUGCCCACACCAAGACCCACCUGCUGCUGCAGGCCCACUUCAGCCACGCCCAGCUACCAUGCAGCGACUACAACACCGAUACCAAGACAGUACUGGACAACGCCAUCCGAAUCUGUCAGGCAAUGUUGGAUGUCGCUGCAAACGAAGGCUGGGCCGUUACAGCCAUCAGUAUCUGCAACUUGAUACAGAUGAUCGUCCAGGGCCGUUGGCUCCAUGACUCCUCGUUACUGACACUGCCUCAUGUGGAACAACAAGACCUUUAUCUGUUCAGGAAAUGGGCAAAGGAUAAGAGGAAUGUAGGAGGCUACAACGGACCCAUUGAAGGACUUCCUGAACUGAUUGCCGUCUGCAACGGAAAAGAAAGUAUUUUUGGUGGUAUUGUCAGCCAAGAGUUUCAUUCACAUCAGAUUUCUCAGAUAUGGUCCUUCCUGAGUCAUCUCCCAGUGCUGGAGGUCAAGAUGAGUGUGAAGGGCUGGUGGGAGGAGAGCCAGGAGCAAACAGAGCGUCCUCUACCUGCAGCAAGAGGAAACCUGAGAGACGACAGCAGCUGGCUGCCUGUCCACGCUGACCAGGAGUAUGUUCUGCAGGUGUCACUGAGACGCAUCAAUCUGGGCCAACAGAGGAGGAAGCAGGACAGUAAGGCCCAAGCCCCCAGAUUUCCCAAGGCGAAGGAUGAAGGCUGGUUCCUUGUGAUGGGGGAGGUGGAUCGCAGGGAGCUGGUGGCUCUCAAACGGGUCGGAUAUGUGCGCAACCACUCGUCGGUGUCUGUGGCUUUCUUCACGCCGGAGAAGACUGGAAAGUGCAUCUACACACUGUACCUGAUGAGUGACAGCUACCUGGGCUUGGACCAGCAGUACGACGUCCGCCUGAACGUAACACCUGCCAGCAUCGCUGCCCAGGUCAACACAGAGGUGUCCGACUCGAAGUGACAGCCGAGGAAAGCAACAAAAAAAGGUUCUACAUCGAUCAACAGAUGAUUCAGAAACACAGUAACCCUUUCCAGACAUUAUUAUCUCACUGUGUGAACACUUUCCCGGUGACUAUCUCACAAAGACAGGUUGAAGUUUACAGUUCUGUGUUAGUCGACUUUUACUUCAUUAAACCAUUUCAAGCAAUGGCAGUGACAUUCACCUCUUGCUUGUGUGCUAUAACCACAUUGCAUGUUGUCUAUCAAGGCUAAAUUUGUGCCUCAUUUACUUCAAAUUUCUUAGAUUGUUCAAAUUCAGCGAGGGGAAAAAAACAAUUCAUAUUAGAUUUGAUUUUAUUCAUCUAACCUGAUUUAAUACUGAAUCGUGUCAGGUCGCAAACUGCUGUUUCGCAGAUGAAGAAUAGUUUUGUACCUUUUGAGAAGUCCCUGUCAAAGUUAUUCACACACUGCAUAAGUCACAACAUAUUGAGAAGAUUGAACAGAACCAGUCCUCAGUUCUUGAGAAUCCUCUGCAUUUUGCCCCUAUUCAGACAAAUUCACAACAUUGGGAACAUUUCUUGAAACAUUUAAGCAAGAAGGCAGUAUGCACAAGUCCGGGUAUUUGGUUUUUUUUUUGCAG